This is a messenger RNA of Acromyrmex echinatior (Panamanian leafcutter ant), 2595 nucleotides long. RefSeq lists its product as uncharacterized. The record is from RefSeq and is a predicted model, not a curated record. Lineage: Eukaryota; Metazoa; Arthropoda; Insecta; Hymenoptera; Formicidae.
AUCUUGCAAAAUCCCUUUUUUCUCCUCACAUAAAAACACACGGCGUCAUUAAAAUUACUGUCACAAUGUCAAUUCUUCCGGAUAUAUGUUUAUUUGUGCGUCAUGUUCUGGUUAGAGAGAUGGCGCAUCUUUUCAAUGCAAUAAAAUGGCUGAAAAUUGAUUUUUUUCGUCGGUCUGUUUUUCUCCUAGUGAAUUAAGCAGGCUUGAUAUUUAGCUAAAGUAAGAAAAAAAGUUCUAUCUAGCGUAGGAAUAAAAAACAGACCCCGUGUCUCCCGGUCGCAAUUCUCCCUUUCUCUCGCUCGCGAGGUUAGGAGAUUAGGUGACCGUCAACGAAUGGACGAGGAUGCAGCGAACGUCGGCAAGUGUUCGCUUGUGCUGAACGCAUCAAUUUACGACGGUCAGGGCGAUCUUGUUUCGAAUCUCGGUGCGGAUUUUGCUCGCUCCGUUUACGCAGAUUCCUAGCGCCUAAAUGAGUACCGGGAGCAAGUACAACUGCGUUCUGUGCAACUCGAAGCUAGACACCAAGGAAGCGCUGCAGCAACACUUUAGGCAACAUGCAAAUAAGGAGAUAGAUGGUCGUGGGCGACCAAUAGAAAGGAAAAGUGAUGAAAAUACUCUGUGUGAUAUAUGCAAUCAGUCGUUUGAUUCAAUACGGGCAACGAUAAGACACAGGUUUAAAAUGCAUCCCAAUUCACCAACCAAAUUCCAUUGUUCCUAUUGUGGACAGCAAUUUCCUUUAAAGAAUCACAGAGAUAUUCAUCAAACUUUGCAUGAUGCAACUGAAAGUGAGAACAAAGAUCAACACAGAAAAUGUGAGGAGUGUGAUUUAUUAUUUUACAAUGAGAAGGCAUUGGAAUAUCAUUGUAAAUGUAUUCAUAAAAGAAUGGUACACUUAUUUCAACCGAUAGCCACUCCUCCGCCUAGUAAUAAAAUCAAAUUCAACUCUAUGAAUGAUGCAAUGAACGUAUACUAUUGUCAUUUAUGUGGUAUCGAAUAUGUUGUAAAAUUCAAUUUGCAACAGCAUUUGGAAAGGAUACACACGAAAAGAGAAAGGGAGACUAUGCCGCCGGAAUUGAUCAAAUGUACAGUGUGUGCAGCAUUAUUUUACAACAAGAGAGCCUACAAUAUACACAACACUUAUCAUCAUCCGGAUGAUUUAUAUGUGACUUCCGAAGAGCAGAGAACGCAGAUGGUGACCAGGAUUGAUCAAGACUUCGACGUUAGGAGAGUACAGUCUAUGGCCGAUAGAUAUGUAUCGCGAUCUAAUGUAAUUAAGAGGAAGAGUAGAAAGAAGAAUGAAGCGGAGAAGACAAUUAUUAAGACAGAGAUAAAGAGAGAGAGAUCUGUAUCAUUAGACGACCCUGCGUGUAUCAACGAGUCCAACGAAUCCAGCGAUUCCGAGAGCGAUAUCCCAUUAAAGCAAAGGAUCACCAGCUAACGGAGGUUAUUUUUAUCAUAAAAUAUUUCUAUUUCUGAUCCAAGAGAAUUUUAUCGUAAGAGAGAUUUAUGAACUGCUGCUAUACACAAUCGUGAUAGUCAUCUGCUUUUUUGCAGUUGUUAUUAUAUGUAUAUUAUAUAAGUUAAAGAAAUUAUAAAAGGGGGCAAUUGUAUAUUCAUUUUUUGUUUCUACAUGAAUUGUGUUUUAGAAGUACAAUUGUAAUAACUGAAUGUGUGAGUAACGACGAUGAAUGUUGAAGUACAGGAAGUCCUAUAAUAUUACUAAGAAGAAGAAAAGAGUAAUUACUGUAAUUUGCAAAUUCUUGACUAAUUUUUUAUAUGUAUUAUACAUUAAUUAAAUAUCAUGUUUAAAAGAUAUAUAUACACACACACACACACACACACACACACACACACACAUAUAUAUAUAUAGGAUGAAUCAGAAUGGACCAGUUUUUUAUCCUAGGAGAAAAAGUAUCACAUUUCUAAUUAUACAGAGUAAAUGUUAAUGCAUGUCUGUACCUUUUACUAUGGGAAGUGAGUUUUCGAUUGCAUCUGUGACCAUCUUUCAUAAAUUCAAAGAAAGAAUUUUAAAAAGUGAAUUCUUUUUGAGUUUGUAAUGGUAGAACGUUUAUUUUGCAAUUGUUGGAAGUUUCUUCACGCUGAUUGGGUUAUGCUUUUAGAUCAAGAGGAAUGGUCCUCAGCAGAGAAUCAUAAAACGGUUGCAAAACUAUUGUGUUCUGCUGAAGUAAUGAUUAUCUGUGCUAUUUCAGCAGGUAUGUACGAUCUAAGCGACAUCCAUUUAUGAAUCAUUUAGAUGAUCACAGCUGGAGUCGAUAACUUCUCCUAAAAAGUACUGACAUGCAUUAAUCAUCCUGUAUAUUUUUACAUGGUAGAAUUAAAUAAAGUGAAUCAUUGCGCAUAAUUCAGCGAAAUUCGAUCAAUCAGAAAUUGUACUAAUUUGCAGUGUAUUUAUUUAUUUGUAGAAUGAAUCAUGUGAAUUUUUGUAAAUAAGCUCAAAAAUUGAUUGAUUGACGGAUCUCCCCGCUAUUUUCAACCUACUGUGCAUCCGUGGGAAUGAUUCACCUUACUUCUUCACCAUUUAUUUUUUAUAUUAUAAUUAUUUUAUAAUUAGUCGACAAUUUGUCUCAUGAAGCA